Molecule: messenger RNA, 1518 nt
Organism: Gigantopelta aegis
Lineage: Eukaryota; Metazoa; Mollusca; Gastropoda; Neomphalida; Peltospiridae
Exons: 6
Coding region: 72-992 (306 amino acids)
Source: RefSeq, a predicted model, not a curated record
CCCUUGUUGACCUCAUUAUUCUGUUUUGUGUUGCUUGAGAAGACCGGGUACUGAGAUCUCGAAUUUCAGUCAUGAGAUCGACACACGUGCGCUACUACAACAUGGAACCAGUCAUUCUUCUGUUGAUGGUGAUGACCUGCAACGGGUUGUCAUGGGUAAACAACAUGCUAAACGUCACGGCUUGCAAGGGACAGGUCGCAACGUUCAACUGGCUUUACAAACUGUCGCCAAGUGAAAAGGUCUCUCAGAUAGCCUGGGCCAAAGAACCAACAACUGACAUUUCAGUUUGGGACGGGUCCAAAUUCUUCAUCCCGGAUGGCCCAUUCCACGAUCGGGUGGAACAAUUUCAAAAUGGGACGCUUAUUUUAAAAUCGUCCGAGAUGGACGACCUUGGUACUUAUACAGUGCAGUUGACGGUAGAUGACCCCGACGCUGGAACGAAAAUAUCAUCAACAGCUAAAGGCGUUUUACACGUGCAGGACUGGGCUGCACCCUCACUUAGGAGCCCACCAGCUGACAGCAGCCCCCCUGUCGAUGGAUGUAAAGAGUUUCGCUGUUUUGAGAAUCUCGUGUUUCUCGGUCGACCGCCCGUGCAGUUCCAGUGGAAGCACGACGAUGACGUCAUUAACGCAAGCAGUCGAGGCAGCUACAGCUACCUGUCGGUGUGUUCCGACGACGACAAGGGACAAUACUCGUGUCAGCUAAUCGGCGACGCUCUACAGUGCCUAUCUCCGGAAGAUGCUAUGAGAAACCCAGUGGUGUUCAAUGUUCCAGACCCAAAGGCAUCAGCAAGCUCGGGUCUGUCUGCGGUAGGAGUUGGUAUUUCCAUCACCGUGGGGAUAGUUCUGCUUAUAGCCGCCAGUCUCUUACUGGUCGUCUGGUGGCGGAGAAAGAAGAAGCAAGAGCAGAACUACAACACAACAUCAGCCGAGAAGGAGAAAAUGACACCUGAAGAACAACAUCUUCGAGAUGAGAAGAACCCCGAGGCAUAACGAGAUCACGAGAACCAGUCAUGCAGGCGCGUGUGCAAACAUGUAUUUAGUGGGAGGGUGUAGACGGUGGCGAGUGAAGAUUCUAAGGGGGUCGAGUGAUGUUCCUUCCUGAAAAUAUAUUUAAUAAAACGAAAAAAAAAAAAACACAUCCGAAAAAACAACAACAACCGAUUUGGACAGGGAGGGGUGUUCAACCACCGACCCCAACCCCCCUCCCGCACACACGCCUAUUUAGCCAGAUACCCGCGCUUAUAAAACUGCGAAAAUCCAGUACAGUUGGUAUGGUGUUGUCAUGGCAUUAUUGUAAAUUUCCAGACUGUUGGAUGUCAAUGAUCAGGUCUUGUGGAUAUAGUGAAUACAACACGAGAGGCCGCUAAAUACUAUUUGUCUUACAAGAAGAUGUUUUAAAACGUAUCUAACGAGCGAAAGCGAGUUGGUAAAGUUUUUGUCUCCCACGGCAAUUUUUAAAAGAAUUGCAAUGGGUGAAACAGUCCACCGACGGCAAUUUUGAACCUGCCUAUGUCAU